Messenger RNA from Daphnia magna, 735 nucleotides. RefSeq lists its product as uncharacterized. The transcript is spliced from 4 exons. The record is from RefSeq and is a predicted model, not a curated record. Bases 1 to 678 code for a protein of 225 amino acids. Lineage: Eukaryota; Metazoa; Arthropoda; Branchiopoda; Diplostraca; Daphniidae.
AUGCGGCAAGCCGUAAAGCAAUUCGGAAAAAAGCCUAGAGGUGUGCGUCAUAACGAUAGUGUUCUUGAACAUUUCUGUAUCAAUGUUUGGAUACUUGGUGGAUGUCGUAUCUAUGAAAUCUUCCACAGCAAUUUUAUUGGAAUUUUUCCCUCUGUCGUCAUGAUAGGAAUGAUUCAACCACUUGUUGAUGGGGUGCCACCUCUUCGUUUGUUCUCUUUUGGCACCAACAACAAAUUCACUGCCAUCGACGUUAACAUACGACUGAAUUUUGUGGAAAAAAAGUUAAGCUUAGGAAGCACACAAUUGAAUUUUACUCUGCCAGAUUUCAUUGAUGCUCGUUGCCGUAAAGUUGACGUUUCGCUGCGUUUGACCGGACUUGGAUGUUCAGACAACAUUGUAUACCCGAGGCAUGUAAAAAACCUCAAGCGAUAUGGUGGUUCUGACGAGAGCUAUGUGUGUUGUACGCUCCCUUCGAUAGAUGAGAUUAAGGCCACUAUGGAGAGAGCGAGAAUAGAUGCAAAGGUAGUUUUAAUGAAACUCGGAGUUGAUGUGGCUGAUCCUGACGAUCAGCUGUUGAUUUGUGAUUCACGUUUAACUUCUAAACCGAACGAACCUUUGGAGAAUCCGGCGCCAACAGAUGAUGAUGUUAAUGAAAUUGACGAAUGUGAGGAGGUUUAAGACGAGGGCGACGACCCAUUAGAUGUAAAUGGAAAAGAUGGAUAUGAACAAAGCCUU